This is a messenger RNA of Seminavis robusta, 14337 nucleotides long. NCBI's taxonomy places the organism in Eukaryota, Bacillariophyta, Bacillariophyceae, Naviculales, Naviculaceae. The record is from the annotation of a GenBank genome assembly.
AUGAGUGGCUGGUUUGGUGGUGGGUGGCCAGCCGAGGAAUCGUCGUCCUCUGGAUCCUCGUAUUACAGUGGGGAAGGAGCGGAACGUCGACGGAGCAGUCGAAGCAGCGCAGGCCGACGAAGAAGCAGUCAAGGCCGACGCCGCAGCAGCCAUCGAUUACCACCGGUUGCCGACGAUGAUGCUUCCGAAUCCAACAACGUUUCCAAUUCUCAAAUGGAAGAGGAAAUUCGGUCUCUGCUGGAAGUCGGAACUCAAGUAGAGGUACUCUAUGCCAUGUUUCCUCCGCCUCUGGUAGAUCGUGUCGUCAAAACAGCAGCAGCAGCACAACCACAACCAGCAGAGAGCCAAGAAAGGAGGAGAUCCCAUCAGGAUGACGCGGCGGCAAGCCGUGGCAGCAGCCAUCACAGUGGUUCUGUCGGCAGUCGAAGUUACUACUCGGAGGAUGGUAGUCGCUAUUCACAAAGUCAGGGAAGCCGAAGCUACUAUUCGGAAGAUGGGAGUCAGGGAGGACACAGCAGAUAUUCAGGGGGUAGCCAGGGAAGUCGAUAUUCUGCUGGAAGUCGGGGCAGUAGAAGCAGAUACUCUGGUGGUGGCAGUCAUCAAGGGAGCAGAUACUCGGGGAGUAGUCAGGGAAGCCGCCGGGGUCGAUACUCGGGGGACGACGGCGGUCACCGUUCCGGCGGCAGCGAAAAAAGCCUCAGUCUUGGCGACAUUGAACAGGACAUUUCCUCGGGUGGAUACUCGGACGAAGCAAGCAGGAGUGCGGAGGAUAGUAGGCAGUCUUCUGGGGGAAGCCGCAGCAGAUACUCACGAGAUGGCAGUCGAUCUAGAUAUUCCCAGGAUGACAGUCGAUCUAGAUACUCAGGGGAUGGGAGUCGAUCCGAGUACUCAGGGGAUGGCAGUCGAUCUCGAUACUCAUCAGGGCGCGGCAGUCGAGGCAGUCGAGGCAGUCAAUCCAGAUACUCCGAAAGCGGAAGUCGUCACUCCGGUGACGAGGGAAGCCAGUAUUCUUGGCGCAGUGGUGGCAAUGUCUCUGGUGAGAGCCAGUUCUCCCAAAGUCACUUUGCCAGUGAGAACCAACUACCACCCAUUGACCAGGAUAGUCACCACCUUGGGUCGGACUCCAGAAGCGGAAGUCGUCAUUCUGGUGGUGAGGGAAGCCAGUAUUCAUGGCGCAGUGGCAGCCACGUCUCGGGUGAGAGCCAGUUUUCCAGGGGCCACUUUGCCAGCGAGAACCAACUACCACCCAAUAAUAGCCAGGAUAGUAACCGAUCACAGUCGGACAGCGGCAGUGAAGGAUGGCCGGUAUCCCCUGAGAACAGUGCAAAUGUAGGUCGGCCUGGCCAGUCUGGGGGUGACAAUCAACAGGAGGGUGACCGGCCCAGAGUGAAGGAUCCUCAUCAACAAGGGAGCCUCAGCGAUGCUUCGAUAGAGAUUGGCAGUCCUGGAGGAGGCAGUCAGCACAGUGGAGAUGACAGGAGUUACUACAGUGGCAGUGAUCGUGGCAGCUACUACAGCGGCAGUGGUAGCAGAAGCUACCACAGUGGAAGCAGAAGCUACUACAGUGGCAGUGGUUCAGAGGAUACAGCAUUUCUUCAAGACCAGAAGGAUAUUGAGCGAUUGCUGGACCUGGGGACUGAAUUGGCUGUGGUGGAGGAAAUGUUCACUCCUGAAAUUGUGGCACGUGUCAUAAGAAAGCGCCAACAGCAACAAGAAGAAGGGUCAUUCCCUGGCAGCUACUCAGGUAGCUAUUCAGGGAGCCAGAGUGGUAGUGAACGGCAUUUUGAUGAUGCUUCCAUGGCUUCCUCCGUAGAACGGCUUUCCGUUGUUGAAGAGGCCGAUAGCAGCCACCGACGAGAUGCAGAUGACGUUUCAGUGGCACCAAAUGAGCAUUCUCCAAAUUCUCUACUGGGUAGUGAAGAACCAAAGGCCAAGAGUGACAGCUCUGAAAAGAUUGAUGUGCAGGAUAUCCCUUUCAGCCGCGAAGGAGCCAAGGACCGGGAUGAACCAAUGACUCCAGGUUCUAAUGACAUGGGCAAAGCGGAUGCAAUUGAACUUGAUGCCGUCAGUUCGGUUCAUCCUGAUGAAGAAAUGAUUCAAGUCAAUGCAGACUCCCCAGAGUCAAAAGAUGACUCCAGAGGUAGCGUACCUCAAAAUAAUGCCAAAGAACUACAAUCCACUGAUCAGGAAAUGAAAGAUAAGGGAAGCGAUGAUGACUUGAGUCCCUAUGGUUCAGACUCAAUAGACGAUUCUGUUGAUAGUGCUUCUAUAGCUGAUGACCAGAUAGACACUCCACCGAAAGAGAAGGACCAAGGUUCUCCCGCAUCUGAUAUCGGAAUUGACAGUGAUGAAGAACAUGCUAGUGUAGGAGAAGGCAGUCAGCAAAGCAGAACUGAUCAUCAUAAAAGUCAAAAUGGUGAACCUGGUGAAGAUGACAGGAGUUACUACAGUGAUGAUGGCAGCUACUACAGUGGCAGUGGAAGCAGGAGUUACCACAGUGGGCACGGAAGUGGUGGCAGCAGAAGCUACUAUAGUGGAAGUGAUGGAAGCAGAAGCUACUUCAGUGGAAGUGGCUCAGCGGAUACAGCAUUUCUUCAAGACCAGAAGGAUAUUGAACGACUGCUAGAACUGGGGACUGAGUUAGCUGUUGUGGAGGAGAUGUUCACUCCUGAAAUUGUGGCACGUGUUGUAAGAAAGCGCCAACAGGACCAUAAAGAAGGAUCAUUCUCUGGGAGUCACUCAAGGAGCCAAAGUGUUGACGGCAGUGGUGUUGAUCAGAACUUGGAUGAUGCCCUUAGAUCGUCUUCGCAUCGCCAACAACCAAGUGCCAAAGGAAGCGAAAGUGACAGUCACUCGGAAGGGGGCAGCAUUUCUGUUGUGUCAUCUGAAUUGUCCCCAGAAGCAGUCAAUGACAGAGAAGGACAAACAAGCAGGACUGACAGUCCAGGUCAAGAGGUCCAUCAAGGUCUUCCCGGUGUGAAUCAAAACCAGAAGGUAGAUCACGAGGAUAUAGAAAAGCCAGAUACGCAAGUGCCGAUGGUCGAAACGUCAGAUGUUAAUGACAGCGGUUCUCAUCUGGUUCAAAUUGAACAAAGAGAUGGAGUGGAUGGCAGUGUCUUGGCUCCAGACGAUGAUAAUACCCAUGGUGCAGCAACAGCUGGUCAAGAGUCUGACCAAGAAAUGUCAUCUCAAUAUUCUCAAGCUAGCCCCGCCAAAGGAAAGGCCUUGAGUGACAAUGGUUCAGACUCAAUAGAUGACUCGGAUGAUAGCGCUUCUAUGGCCAAUGACCAGAUUGACACUCUACCAAAAGAGAACGACCAAGGUUCUCCUGCAUCUGAUAUGGGCAUUGACAGUGAUGAAGAACAUGCUAGUGUAGGAGAAGGCAGUCAGCAAAGCAGAACUGAGCGUAAAAGUCACAAUGGUGAACCUGGUGAAGAUGACAGGAGUUACUACCGUGAUGAUGGCAGCUACUACAGUGGCAGCGGAAGCAGGAGUUACCACAGUGGCCACGGAAGUGGUGGCAGCAGAAGCUACUAUAGUGGAAGUGAUGGAAGAAGCUACUUCAGUGGGAGUGGCUCAGAGGAUACAGCAUUUCUUCAAGACCAGAAGGAUAUAGAACGACUGCUAGAACUGGGGACAGAGUUAGCUGUUGUGGAGGAGAUGUUCACUCCUGAAAUUGUGGCACGUGUUGUAAGAAAGCGCCAACAGCAGCAUCAAGGAGGGUCCUUUUCAGGGAGCCAUUCAGGGAGCCAAAGUGGGAGAGAUGGCCGUAGUGUUCACACUGAUGAUGAUAGCCAUGUCCACCAGUCACCAACACUUCCAAAGAGUGGUGACAGGUCUAGGCAUGGUUCAGAUGGGAGCAUGGGAGCAAGCAAUGAGAGUAUGUCCGGACUUGAUGAUGAUUCAUUCAGUGAAGCACAUGAAGACCGAAUGGCAGCGAGAAAUGAAAGGGCUGGCUCUCUGGCAUCCACCAAAACUUCAGAGGGCAACCGAAUCCCGACUGGUGAAGCCAUGCAAUCCCCCCACGAAACACAUCCAACCCAAGGCGCAGGUGAGCACCAUUCUUUCCAUGUGCAAGACCAUGUAUCAGAUGAAUUGGCAGAUGGCAUCCGGGUCGAGGAUGGCCGUGACAGUCCCAGUGCUGCACACUCUGUAGACGGACACUCUGACGUUUCCCUUAGUGAUGGCAGUGAUUUCUCAAGGAGAUUAGAUGACACUGGACCUUUGGCGUCGCAAGAGAUGGAUGUUGUAUCGCUUGCUGAGUCUGCCCAUUCAGAUGACAAUGCUUCUACUGGAGACAUUGUGCCUGUGAAUACCUUUGCUGGGUCAGAGAAUCUGUCAUCGAGAGAUUCCCAGAUAGGCGUUCAAGAUGAGCCCGACAAAAUGGAUUCUGGCAGCGAACCACUUGACGACGUGGACAGCCUCGGAGAUAGCCAAUCUUAUGUGAGCAAAGGCAGUGGAUCGUUUAUUUCCAGAGAAGAUGCCAGUUCUUUGGGUAGCGGUGGUUCCCUGAGCGAUAGCAGCCUUGAAAGUGGCAGUUUUCCAUUGGAGAGUGGGGUAUCGGAUCAAGGGAGUUACUACGAUGAAAAGGACGGUAUUGGUGAUGACGAUGACAUUUCCAUGUCGAACCACGCAACGGAAUCUGAACCAGUGGAAGCACCUAGAUCAAUUGUGGGCCAACAUUCCCAAGAAUCCGGCUCCCAGCACGAUAGCAGCCACGAGGACAAGAGGGCACCAGAAGACGACGCAGACGCACCAUUUGGGCUCUCCUCAAGUAGGACUAGACAGGAAGUCGAGUCGAUGUCCUUGUCUCCAUCUGGAAACGACAGAGUCCAAACAGCCGAUGUCAGCGACGAGAAGCCACAGUCCAACGAUGCCAGCUUUCCGUCUGAAGUAGGAGAAUCCUCUCAAAGAUCCUUAUCCGAAGACCACAAAGGUGAUAGUGGCGGAGGGUCUGGUGCGGGAAACAACAUCAAGGGUGAGCUCGCAAGUAGGGAAUCAUCGUCUCGGCAUACUAUCGGUGGAGACAAUCAGUCGGGUUCCUCGAGUAGUCUGGAUUCUAGAGCAGAGGAUUCCUCGCGCGUCCCUUCCUUUGCCCUCGAAUCUGACCAUACUCUUUCGUCUGUUCAACCAACGCAAGCAAAUCAAACAAAUCAAACAAAUCAAAACGUGCGUGCAUCGGAGCGUGACUCUGUUUCGCGAGGUCAACAGCCGCAACAAGAAGGGCAUGGUUCGUUGUCCCGGUUGGAGCGAUCCAAUGGCCAGGCACCGUUCUCAGAAGAGAAUUCGCCCGGGCGCGAUGGGCGAGACUCUUUCUCUGGGUCUGAACAUUCUGAUGAACAUUCAAGGCAUUCUGAUGAAAAAUAUUCUGGACACUCAGGACGAGGAUCAGAAUCCGAGUACUCCAGUGUCCAAUCCAGGUACUCUGAUGACAUUUCUUCUCACUCCGGGACGGACAGCAAACACGAAGAUUCCUUUGCGAUGGAGUCACUUCACCAACCGAACACCCAACAUAGCAACAUCGCUCACAGCAGCACCACGUCCAGCGACCAAGUGGACUCUUUUGCUGUAGAGUCAGACCAUCCAUUGAUGUCGCAACAUAGUGCUCUAAACCAAAAAGGCGAAUAUGUCAAAAGCAAGGAUGGUGAUGAAGAGUCUGAGUCCAGCGAGUCCAGGGAAUCGAAGCAGCAAACUAGAUACCCAGGCAAGGAUUCCGUCGCCGAGAGUCAGAAGUUCAGCAGCGAGUCGCAUGAUUCGUACUGGUCGCACUCUGAAGCAACAUCAGCCAUGGACUCGUUCGCCAUGGAGUCUUUUUCAGAAUCUCGACAUGCAGCAGGUAAAACUGCGAACGCUCCUUUACCAAAUCCACCCAAUAUCCCAGAAGGGUCAUUUGACAGUGAUGAUGCAAGCCAAGAUGGGUCUUACUCUUCGAGAGGCGGCAGAUCUUAUUCGUCAAGAGGCGACGGGUCCUACUCGUCUAGAGGCGACCGGUCUUACUCUUCACGAGGGGAGAGAUCCUACUCUUCCAGGGGGGAUGGGUCGUAUUCGUCAAGAAGUCAAAGUUCCAGAAGUGAUCGCUCACGCGACGAAGCACGAGUUGAAGGUUCCAUGUCUACGUUUGACGAUUCAUCGAAUAUGGAUUCCUUCGCAAUGGAUUCAUUCUACAACGCGUCGAUGCACCAAAGUGCGCUCGACACAAACCAGUCCCAGGCAAACAUCCACGCCGACCAGACUGUUCCUCAAGACGCAACAAAUGCAGGAAUCGAGGACAGUAAUGCAGCCAAUGUCCAUGCAGUACCAGUAAUCAUCGAAGGGACAGACGAAGAAUCUCAGCAAACGAUCAGUCAAGGAGCAACCACCGACGACGACGACCGACAGCAGCCAGCUUUCGAGACGGCAAAAGAUGCACCAGAAGCACAGUUCUUGUCUAACCUCGGAUCUCAGAUUAACGAGCAGGAAUCUGAAGCUGACAAAAUUGAGUUCGAAAUCCAAGGUCUGCUGGAUGCUGGAACUCGGGUUGAAGUUCUUGAAGCCAUGUUCAGCCCAGAGCAGGUUGCACGCGUUCUGAACAGGUCAAAGCAACAAAGUGAUGAACGUCAAGCAGACGCCUUGAAGCAACCCAAGGAUGACGAAGACACGCCGGAGAAUCCAGACGCAGAACAGAAUGACAGGAUAGAAGGGCACAUCAAACCGUCCGACAACAGCAGCUACGGCGAUGAGUCACGCUCAGUAUCUAGCUAUGAAUCUAGCUCAGAAGAGAGUCACCUUCAGGAGAUAUGGAAUAAGAAGCCAGAGCCGAAAAGUGAUGAAUCAAGCGCGCGGAGUGAAACCAAAAACUCUGCAAAGAAAGGAAGAGGAUUCUUUGGCUUCUUUUCCAGAUCGGCAGGGAAAGACACAAAAGAUAGUGACAAGGAGAAAGUCACAGAAACUGAGGAAACGAACAAAGCGACGGAAACGACAGACAAGGGCAAAGGCGAUGGUGACAAAGAAAAACCUGCUGAUAUCACAGACACCGGCAAGACAGUGGAAACUGAAGAGGCUGGGCAUAACGAUGACGCUGCAAUAUUGGAAUUGUUCAACGCGGGCACGGACAGUUCUGUCCUUCAAGCAAUGUUCAACCCGGACGAUGUUUUGCGUGUGCUUGGAGCCGAAGAUGCAAAGAACAACGGCGGUGGGGGUAGCUAUAGCAAUGGGGAGGACAGAAGCCUUCACAGUGAUGACAGAAGCAGCUACAUUGGAGAUGACAAGAGCUACAACAGUGAUGAUCAAUACAGCAAAGAUGACAGGAGCUACAACAGCAAACAGGAUUCGAAAGCAUCUGACCCAUCCCACUCACCAUCAAACAAAGACGAAACCAAGGACAACACCAAUGAAUGGCCAAUGCAAAGGGAGUCAAAUAAUGAACCUGACGAAGGGAGGAAGGCUUCUCUUCCACAAAGCCCGCUGGCAGAUGAUCGCAGCACAGGGAGAUACUCAAGCGAGGGUAGUCGCAGCUACUACAGUGAUGAGGAAGACCGAAGUCGUUACAGUGAUGACAGAAGCAAGUACAGCCAAGAUGACAGGAGCUACAACAGUGACGACAAAAGCCGAUACAGUCAAGACAACAGGAGCUAUGACAGCAAACAGGAGUUCAAAGCAUCUGACCCCUCCCACUCACCACCAAACAAAAGUGAAACAAAGCACAACAUUGCUGAAUCACCAGGCAAGGGGGAGUCAAAGGGCCAUCUUGACCUAGCUGACCUGGGAUGGGAAGUUUCGCCUCCUCAAAGCCCAGCAAAUGAUCAAGGCAGCAGAGGGAGAUACAGCAGUGAUGGAAGCGGCAGCUACUACAGUGAUGAAAACAGAAGCCAUCACAGCGACUACAGCGAUCAGGACAAGAGUUUCGACAGUAGAGACGGUGACAGCCAAUACAGUGACAGGAUGUCAGAGUCUUCUCGAUCCUUCGACUCGGCAGUGGAAGAAGUCAUAACAGACAUUGAGAGACUCGCUGAACUCGGCACUGAUAUCGAUGUCUUGGAAGAAAUGUACAGUCCCGAACUUGUGGCAAAAGUGAUGCAGCGAAACAAAGCACAACCGCAACAGGACGUCACCAGUGACGAUUCCGUGUACUCUUCCCAUGAGCGGAGUGGGCAUGAAACCACCCGGAUUGAUGGCAGCUUUGACGCUGAAGAAGGCCGCGAAACGUACUCCGAUAACGAUAGCAUUGACUCGAGAGCAAGUGAGUCUGCUAGCGACAGAGGAAGUAUGGCCUCCCAACAUGAUGAAGUGGAUGAAGGGAUGUCAGAUGAGAGUGAUCCUCAAGGUGCCAAUAGAGCUUCGCCACCGCAACCUGCAAAUCAAGCAAAACCAGAAACCGUAUCAGAAGUCAGUUCGACCCCCCGCAACCUGCAACCGAGUGCCGCUGCACAGAAUGCAGGCAAUGACCAAAACGAUGACCAUAGCUCAUUCGAUGAUGAUCCCGACACGGGGUCUGGAUCAAGCUUCAGUUCGAGAGCCAGUGACGUAAAGGCAAAUGAAAACUCAAAAGCCGAUGUCGUUGUUGCUUCAACAGGAACGGGAAGCUCUGGAAAGGGGCAGGAGACCAAGCGAAGCUUCUUCGACGAUUCUUCCGAAUCGGGAUCAAGUGUUGAUUCUCGCGUCAGCGACUCUGAUGUUGAGGAACCAAACAAGAGAACAGCAGCCGUGACUAGCGAAAAAUCUGCAAAUGUUUCCAACCAAGACGAUACCAAUGAUGACGAAGACGAAGAUAAAUGGAAAGCUGACAACGAGCAAGGUCGAGCCGCAGACACGGAUUUGUUUCCAAGUGAUACAUCUGAAGCUUUGAACACGGCCCCAGUUCACGUUGACGAUGAAGUAGAAAGAUCACCGCAAGACAAUAGUACUGAUUAUGGCUCCGACCUCAGUAGUUCGUUUGGCAGCCUCGAAUCUGAGUCUGCUACCAGCGACUUCGUCGGUUCCAGAGUCGAGAGAAAUGACCGCGAAGAGAGCAUUGGCGACGUAUCUGAUAACAUUUCUGCUUCAAGUCGCGAGAGUACAGAAAGGUCAUUCGACAGAGGUGACCAGGGCGAAUCCAUUCACGACGAUAGCGUGUCGGAAGGAUCCCACGAGCAAGGAUCAGAAGGCAGUUUCGAUGAACAAGGAUUUGACCCAUCUGAUGGCGGGGCAAAUCCAGGUGCAGCAGACACUGCAAAACCCGGUCCACACGAACCACGUGCUUCCGAAGUCUUUGCGGCAAUUAGUGACUUGUACGAAGGUGGCACUGACCGGAUGGUGCUAGACUCAAUGUUUUCUCCCGAAGAUGUAGCGCGUGUGAUUGAUGGUGCAGGGGCCACCAAAGAGGUGCCGCGAAGAGGUGCUAAUGACAUCGAUCGAGGAGACUCGGUUGGGCCACAUCAGGCGCCCCAAGAACACGGCGACGACGAUCACUCGGAAUACAGUGGUAGUUCGGAGUACAGUUCCGAAGAGGCGAGCUCAGAAGAGGAUCGUUUAGCGGCAAUGUGGGGCGGAACUGCGCACAGGAAAGACGAAGACAAAGCAAGUGACGCCGGCAUUCCGGAACCAGACAUGGACUUCGCGGCCGAUGACGUGUCGAUGGCUGGUUCUGACAUUAGCGCCGAAAGCGCACAAAGUCAUGAAAAAGACGUUGUCUCGAGUGGCAAAGCAUUGCCAACCGCAGAUCAAGAAGAGGCGGCUUCAAUUAAAGAGCUCCACAUUGCUGGGACUCGCAGAAGCGUUCUUGAAGGGUUGUUUGACCCAGGCGUUGUGUCGGGUGUUCUUUCUGCGGUUGAGAAUCGUAGUGACGGGUCAGACUCCGGUUCAGACGAUGAAAGUCAUCUCCAAACUGAGUUUGAGGCCGACAGGGGAGCAGCAGGUGGACAUGCAGACGCUUCGGAGUACAGGCGAGAGCCACCGUUGGAAGAAAGUCGCCACGACAUCGGCGUCAAUGAUGUUGAAGGAUCCGCAUCAACUGACUAUGGGUCAGAUUUGAGUUCAGAGGAGAGCCCCAGUAUGCAUCGGCCUAAUGCUGCUGCUGAACCGCCUGGUGAUACGUUUCAAGCGAACGAUGGAUCCCAUUCAAAUUUUGGCUCAGAGGGAGACUAUAGUGGGUCAGACUUCACGGGUUCCCCACAACAAAGCCAUUAUGAUGCAACAGCGUCCCCAAAUGGUAGAUCGGACAUGCGACAAGGCGAUGAUGGAUCAGCAUCAAGCUACUACAGUUCAGAGCCCAGUUCAGGGCAGAGCCAUGGGGAACAAAGGCAAAUCACAACCGCCACGAGGCCUCGCACAGACACCGCCCCAUCUCCGGAAUCAAACAUGGUGGAUGACAGAUCAUCAUCAAGCUACUACAGUUCAGAACCAAGUUCAGGGCAAAGUCACAGUGGCAAAGGGUCUAAGUAUAGUGGUGCCGAGCCAUCGGAUAGGCACGAAAGUCACCAUGAUGCAUCAGCUGCUCCAAAAACUGAAUCAAAAGAGUUUGGUGGUGACGGUUCAUCAGAAUCGUCCUAUUUUUCGGAAGAAGCAAGUUCACGAGGAAGUCGGUAUGAGGCGACGAUGGACAGCCAACAUAGUGCUGCAGCAGCACGCACCGGGUCCCAUCAAGAUGACAGAGCGAAUCAAGAGUCAACGCAAGUUGACGACCGCUAUCGCGAAUCUGGUGUGUUUGGAGAAGAAUCGUCAAACUUUGGCUCGGAUUCCAGCUCUGUGGAGAAUCGUUCUGCAGGCAUAUGGCGUGGAGGUAGGAAACAAGAGCAACAAAAGUACACGGAUAACCAAGACGAAUCGGAACACGUGACUGCCGAAACAACAAACGAUUUUGCAGACCAUUGGCCCAUGGAAAAAGAACCUCUUAGCGAGGAUGAUAGAGCGGCGAUUCGGGCCUUGUUCGAAGCCGGCACGGACAGGGAUAUUCUGCACAACAUGUUUAGACCGGACCAGAUCGACAGUGUAGUUCGAGAAAUGGAAGAAUCCGGUCACCAAAGCAUUCAGGGGAGUCUUUCCGACGAUAGUGCGGGGAGCGGAAUACUGUCUGUUGAGUCAUACAGUAGAGAAGAAUCGAUCCGAACAAUUCGGGAUCUGGACGCAGCUGGAACUGAUAGAAAGGCACUGGAGAGUAUGUUCAGUCCUGACCUAGUGGCCCAAGUUCUAGAUGGAAGAACGCAACAAGGUGGAAAACAGGAAAGACGUGGGUUCUUCUCAGACGAGGAAGACUCAUCCGAGUACGGAUCUUCGCAAAGCCCCCUUGAGUCAUCGCAGAGCUCACGAGACAACGAAUCAUCUCACUUGCCCAAAGAUAGAAGCCAGACCAAGAGAACGAUAAGAGAUCUGGACGAUGCAAAUACUGAUAGAGCCGCUCUGGAGAGCAUGUUUGGCUCUGAGGCGGUUACCAGAGCGCUGGAUCAUUCCUCUGCUUCGCGGUCAGGUUCUGGUGGUAGCUCCGGACACUCGUCCAGUCAAAGUGGCUUCGGGUUCUUUGCUGACAGACAAGACAAAGCACGAGAUGAGCAGAAUUCUGGAUCAAGUCCUGCAAAGGAGACGAGGGCGAGCACCGACGUGGACAAGAAGGAACCCCCAGAGCGCAAGUCUCAACCUUUGAAUGAAGGUUCUGAUUCCAGUUCCUAUUUCUCCUCCGAGGGAAGCAGUAGCGAUUUCGGAUUCCAACGAAGGGUUUCCAAAUCUGACGGGGGAAUGGCUGCGAGUGUGGCAGAUUCGCAAAACUUGGAGCCUUCAAACCCCCUUGAUACAGAAUUACAGCAGACGCUUGACACUGACAUUGACGUUGCUUCUGCGGCACGCAAUGUUCAUGAUUCUGAGAUUGAUCCUUUCGACGCUGUCCACGAUGCAUCCGCCGAUGAUGCAGACGAUCCUUUUGCCGACGUCAACGAUCCGUUCGCUGAUGAUGAGGACGAGCACCCAACUCUCACAAUGCAAGAGAACUCCAAAGAUACUCCCGAAGGAAACUUCACAUGGCAGGAUCCGGGGGCCGAGGAGGAGCUACACUCAAAGCCCCAAGUUACGGCCGAGGGAAAAAUCGACGCGGACAUUCGGUACUGGCUUGAUUCGGAUACGCCGAUGUCGGUACUUGAGACAAUGUUCAACUCCGAAGAUAUUCGUCGAGUUGCCUCUGAACGAAACACCUUGUCUCGGUCAGUCGACCCAGCAGUGGAUCUUGUUAGUUUGUUUAGUGAAGGGAUUCAAGAGACCGAGGACUUUCCCGGCGAACCCACGGCUGAGUUGCCCCUCCCAAUGGAGGAUAUCUCGGAUGAGGAGAAUCCAAACCAGCAGUUGGAUGAUGAUAUCAGGUACUGGCUUAAUCAAGGUACUCCCUUGUCCGUGGUCGAGAAUAUGUACAGCGUCGAAGAUGUGGCUAGAGCGAUGAGAGGCAAACAGAAGGAUGAACCAGGGCGACCAACCGCAGAGGAAAGAAAGAGCAACGAAGACGCAAAUGAGCCAGAAUCAAACGGACAAAAUAUGUCCAGGAGUGAAGGAAGCCAGACAUCGGAUCGGAUUAUUGGCAAGCAGCUGCCUGCCUCGCCAGGGUCAUCUGUGUCAAAGAGCAGCAAGGCUUCCAGAGGCGAUAUCAGUAGUACGCGAGCGGUUAAGGGGAAGAAAGGGAAGAAACCAUCACCAAAAUCUAGUAAGGGCGGGGUAAGGACGAUUCUGAACGAAGAACUCUCUUCUACUCUUUUGUCCUUGAAGGACGACCUGGAGGAAGUGGGGUCGAAGAACAGCCAGCUCGAGGCUUUGGUCGCUAAGUUGGAAUCAGAGAAGGCGGAACUGGUUGCCCGCCUGGAAGAAUUCGAUACUGUCAGAGAAGAAAACCGCGCACUCAAGAAGGAAAACAAAAAUCUGAACAAGAAAGUCACAAAACACGAAGGCGAGGAGGAGGAAGAAUCCAAAUCAGCAAAGAAAGCAUUGAAGAAAGAGAACAAGAAGCUUAUCAAGAGAGUCACAAAGUACAAGAGCAAGAAGAAUGAGCAGGAAUCCCAGGUAGCAGAGUCAAAAUCAGCAAACAAAGCACUCAAGAAGGAGAACAAGAAGCUGAAGAAGAGAGUCUCCAAGAUUGAAGGCCAGCAGGAAUUGGAGACGGUGCAGCAAGAAAACUUGACCACUGACGAAAGACUCAUGAAAAAGAUGGAGAGAUUGGAGCGACAAGCAGCUCACUCCAAGAAGCAUCUUCACAAUGCGAAGAAACGAAUCAAAGCAUUAUCAGAGGAAGUCGCAGCCACCAAGGAAAAUAAUUCUGUACUGGAACGAGAUGCAGAAGCCUACAAAAAGUUGGCGGAUUCCAAGAUAGAAUCAUACAAAGAGAUUCUCAAUGAAUCGAACAAAGAAAUCAAGCUGCUGAAUGGAAAGAAUGAGUCUCUGGCAAGUACUAUCUCGAUGCUGGCUGAGAAGGGAGCUGAGUAUUCAAAGCAACUUACACAAGCGAAUCAAAGGAUACAAGUAUUGGCCGAUGAGAACAAGGCGCUUGUCGGAGGGCUCGACAAGAGCCUUCAUCAACAGGAAGAGCUGCACGCGACAAUAGCAAGAAUGAAAGAGGAUUGGAAGAAGAGAGAAGAGGACAUCUACGAGACGUUUGGAAAAGAAAUGCAGGAACGGAUUGAUGAGAAAACGGUCGAGUGUGAGGAGAAACUGCAGGAAGCUUCUGCCGAGGUCGAGCAGAUUACGGAGGAAAGGGACCAGCUGGCUUCCGAGCUAGAGCUUCUCCAAGACCUUGCAAUCGACAGGAAGCACUUGCUGCUUGAUGUCAACGACAAGUUACGGUAUUCCGCAGUUGAAAACUUGGAGCUGAUGGAAAAGUGUGAACGGACUUCCAAAAAGUGCGAGAUGCUUUCGACCGCAAUGGAAGGGCUCGAGAUUGCUUCGGAAGAAAAAGACAAAGAGGUUGAAGCACUAAACGAGAGUGUGGAUCAGCUCAAGACGGAUCUUGCAGGUGCGUAUGAAGAAAUCUGGAGUCUGGAACAGGAGCGUGACGAAUUGCAUGACAAAGUUCGCGACUUGGACUUUCAUGCCGGUAAAUACAAAUCCACACUCGAGGACGCGUAUGAGGAAUUGGAUAUCAUCGCGGCCGAAAACAAAGACCUCAAAUCUAGCUUGUAUCAGAGCAUGGACGAGUGUCAGAAUCUUCGAGACGCCAAAGAUAUCGCUGAGCGUUCCUUGCAAACAACCGAGCGGAACAUCCAAUCGUUCCAUGAAAUUCUCAACGAAACCAAGGAAGAUAUGGACUUCAUCUCAGCGGAAAACAAGGUGCUCCUUGAACAGGAGCUGUAUGCUAGACCCAAGCGUAUGCGUCAUUACUAUGACACCGGCACGGCUGGUGGUGGCAGGCAAUACUGA